AGGUCAAUCUCCUCCUGGGGACAGUCCUUGCAGGCAAGAGCCCCGCCUGCUGCAGUACAGGGAGUGCCUGGUGGCUCUUCCUGCAGGGUCAUCAGAGGUUCACAGAAGGCAGGGCUGAGCCAUGGGGAACAAGCGCGACGCCAUCCUGGACGCGCUGGAGAACCUGACAGUGACUGAGUUCAAGAAGUUCAAGCUAAAGCUGGGGUCUGUGCAGCUGCGUCAAGGCUUUCGGACCAUCCCACGAGGGGUGCUCGGGCCGCUUGACGCCAUGGAUCUCACUGACAAGCUGAUUGCCUUCUACUGCGAGGACUACGGGGCAGAGCUCACAGCAGCCGUGCUAUGCGACAUGGGCAUGCAGCAGGAGGCAGCGCGGCUUCAGGGGGAGGAGAGGACCUCACCCCAACCUAAAAGACUUUCUACCCACAGAGCUGAGAGGAGAGAGACUCUUGUCCCUGCUGGUCUCUCCAGGGCCCAGCCCAAGCCCUAGGGCAAAGUGGGUCUCCCUAAGUGCUUGGAAAAUGAAUGCUUGAGGGACAGCUGAAUAAAUGAAUGAACUGAAGCCAGAGCCUGCAGCCCAGAAGUCGACUCUACCUGGGAAGCCUCAGGCCUUCACGUAUGCUUGGCCUUCAAAUUCCAGUUUUAAGUUUCAUUCAUAAUAAAAACUUAAAUCUCACUGUGGCCCAGAAGGCCCUACCUAAUCUAACCCCAUUCAUCUCUCACCCUCUCCCUCUACUCACUGCACCUGGGCUUCUACCUUGCCCUCCCCUCUACCUGAAACACUCCAUGGCUCCCUCCACACCUCCUGCAGUCUUUUACCCAAUAUCACCUUUUCAGCUAGGCAUUUCCUAACUCCCUAAGCUCACAUCUUCCUUCCCUACUUUAUUUUUCUCCAUAACAUUUAUCACCAUCUGAAAUGCAACGUAUUUUAC
Messenger RNA from Manis pentadactyla (Chinese pangolin), 929 nucleotides. RefSeq names its product pyrin domain containing 1 (gene PYDC1). Bases 122 to 487 code for a protein of 121 amino acids. The transcript is spliced from 2 exons. The record is from RefSeq and is a predicted model, not a curated record. NCBI's taxonomy places the organism in Eukaryota, Metazoa, Chordata, Mammalia, Pholidota, Manidae.